Astrephomene gubernaculifera is the source of this 673-nucleotide messenger RNA. NCBI's taxonomy places the organism in Eukaryota, Viridiplantae, Chlorophyta, Chlorophyceae, Chlamydomonadales, Astrephomenaceae. The record is from the annotation of a GenBank genome assembly.
UGCUGAGGCAGCGGCGGGCGGGGAGGGGGUGUCAGGAGGGGUGUACGGAGGAGGAGGCGGUGCGGCUGCUUGCGCCCGCUGCUGCUGCUGUGGAGGAGGAGAUGAAGGAGACGUUGAAGGAGAAGACGGGUGCGGUGGAGGGUGCGGCGGCCUGUGCGGGGCCAGCAGGGUGUGUCCCCGGCAGCCGGGACCGCCCCGCACUCCCCCGGAGUCCGGCCGGGGAGCCGGCAGCAGGGGCGGCCGGGGCAGGGACGGCAAGGCAGGAGGGGGAGCCCCCCCUCCAGCCCGGUGCGGGAGACACCUACACCGCAGCAGCACCCCACGUGGCAGCACUGCCGCCGCCCGGGCAGCAGCAGCAGCAGCAGCAGCAGCUCCCUCCUCGGCACCCUGACAAGCAGGCGGCCGCCAAAGGCCCCCCCGCGGCAUGCAACCCCGGUGCUGCCGUUGUGCCGCCAAGCGGGCCUGCCUCCUGCCUGCCGCCUCCUCCGCCCUACCGCUCGCCCAUACUGCGGCGCACCGUGCGGGUCAAGAUCCCCUGGGCCGAGCCCGAGCAGCUGGGUCCGCACUUCCAGGCCCGGCUGUCUGAGCUGGCGGCUGCGCGGGGGCUGCAGCUGGGGGGCGUGUACGUGCGGCGGGGCUGCGUGGAGCUGGUGAUGGUGCUGGAGGGGGCGGG